CGUAAUUCGCCCAAAACGCGCGUUUAACUUUACUCUGCUGGAAGAAGAUCCACGCCCGUAAUUUCCAAUUACCACCAGUAUUUCUCUAAUUACGGUCGUAAUUUGGUGGAUGCUUGCCCGUAAUUUUAUUGCCGAGAAGAAUUCUUGGGAAAGUGGCUCGGCAUUUGUUUUACGGGCAUGCCCUGACCAAUUACGGCCGUAAUUUGGCAGGGGCUGCCCGUAAUUUGUCCUGUGAAUCACCAUCUGACCUCCAAAUGACCCAAAACUUGCACCUAUGCACCUCUUUACCUGCUAGGACCUGAAAUACGAAAAAACAACACAACCUAGCGUAAAAUAGGCCAAGGAACCAUCAAUUCAAGCUAAAAUGGACAGGAAACCAGAGUGAAAACACGUGCAAAUACGAUGCUAUCAGUGAUACCACAUGAACAAGGAAGGGAGGUUGAAGAAGCAAUUGGCGUCCAGGCUGAGGACGAAGUUGAGGUGGAAGAGGCUUGCACCGGGCAUGAGUUACAUUUGAUAUCUCCACCAAACGUCGAGGAACUACUUAGCAAUGAUCCAUUUGCAGUGUCUCUUUGCCAUACCAAGGUCACGUCAACAUCGGUCCCUCUUGGUGGACACGAUGGUGGUCAAUCGAUGCUGUCAUAUCUGGUUUGGGCAAUGAGACGAGAGAAGAGAAGAAGAGGUCUCGAGGGUGGAGACUUCAUUCGCAUCAAGUGCACGAGCUUCCAUCACCUGUCAUACCACAUGCUCGUGACUUGAGACUCCACCUCAUUGACGAGAACCUCAACUUCAAGGAGGUUUUGGGGUGGACCGAAACUUAGGAGCCAUCGUCCGGCUCACGACGUGAAAGAAGCGCUUGUUGGGAGGCAACCCAACCAGUCGGUUUUCAUUUCUUUCUCUUUUUCUCCUCGGUUGAGUCAGUUUUGUUAUUUGAUUUUAGAGUCAAUAACUCAACCUUUGUGAGAUUUUGUGUGGUGUUUGUGGUCUGACCACUCUCUCCUCCUGGAAUACACUGCCUGCCCCGUCCACCAUCAUUCACCCUGAUCUGGUAACUUCGUUCUUCCCUCCUUAUCUUUCCUCCAUUGAGGACAAUGUCGUGCUUAAGUGUGGGGGGAUGUUCGAUUAUGUAUGCGGGUGAAUGUUUGGCUGUUUGUGUGCUUGGAGCCUAGUCCACUGUCCAAAUUUUUAAAUUUGAGGGCUCCAAGUACGUGUUUCCUUGCAAAUUGCCUGCUCAGUAUGCUUUGAAUUGACAGUCUCUAUAGUAAUGUGCAACCUAGGGAGGUAGUGUAGCACUAUGGAGGAUGUUGAAGUAUAAGAUUUUUCCUAUCUAGCUCUCUGCUGUGCCAGUUGAUUUUGUGAAUUAGUGGAGCUAAGACCAUUGAAUUCAUGUGGUAAUGGUGACUAUGUUUGGAUUGUGUUAUGGACUCGUGUAUGGAACAGGGUGCUCAUGUGAAAAAUGAAAAGCAGUUGGUCCUCCAUGUCAAAAUCAUAAAAUCUUAAACAUGGG
Messenger RNA from Linum trigynum, 1507 nucleotides. The record is from the annotation of a GenBank genome assembly. Lineage: Eukaryota; Viridiplantae; Streptophyta; Magnoliopsida; Malpighiales; Linaceae.